GUUAUCAACAAGCGUACAGGAAAGACCAAAGUUGGUAAUUAGCUCAAUGAAAUCAAUUGAAAAUGAUUCCAACCAUACAAGUUCCAGAAAUACUACAGGGGACUCCGUCAAUGUUGAAGAUAUACCACAAAUAAAUGAAGCAUCUGAAGAAUCGUUCAUAAAUAUCAAAGAUGAUAUUCCAGAAUCACUUUCGCAUAUAACUACGGACCUACCAGAAGAAAAUAUCACAACUCAAGAAAUACUGAUAACGAAUCAAGAAGAAAAUAAUAACAAUACUAUGGAGUUCGUCUUGCAAAUUGGAACUGCAGCAAUAAUCUCAUUGGCAGGUGGAGGCAUAGGGUAAAAAUCAGUGUUAAAUUAUUAUGAGUUACUCAGUUUCAUGUUUCGUAAUUAAAUAUUUGUGAUUCAGUAUCAAAAAUGUAUCCAUAACUGUAAUAUAACACUCAUUUGAAUCA
Leptinotarsa decemlineata (Colorado potato beetle) is the source of this 455-nucleotide messenger RNA. RefSeq lists its product as uncharacterized. NCBI's taxonomy places the organism in Eukaryota, Metazoa, Arthropoda, Insecta, Coleoptera, Chrysomelidae. The record is from RefSeq and is a predicted model, not a curated record.